This is a messenger RNA of Symbiodinium necroappetens, 915 nucleotides long. The record is from the annotation of a GenBank genome assembly. Lineage: Eukaryota; Dinophyceae; Suessiales; Symbiodiniaceae.
AUGAGCCAUGAGCUGGAAGUGUCGGAGGCGUCUGAGCCCGCAGAAGGAGGCCCGGACCUCCGACAGGUGGCCGAAGAGCUUAAGGCAGAGGGCGGCAAGCACUUUCGCAAGGGCGACUUGGAGGCGGCCCUGGACUGCUACGCUUCGGCGCUGCAGAACCUGGGAAGGUCUGGCUUGGUCGAUGCGACCCUGCAGUCGACCUUGUCAUCGAAUCAGGCUCUCUGCUUCUUGAAGCUGUCACGAUUCCAAGAGGCCGAGGAGAGUGCAUCUGCAGCCUUGGUUGCCGACGCAUCCAACAGCAAAGCAGUCUACCGGCGAGGCUUGUCGCGCCUAAAUCUGGGCGACCCUCGCGGUGCUGUGGAGGACUUUCAAAAAGCUCAAAGGCUUGAGCCUCAGAAUGUGGAGGUUCGCCAAAAGCUUUUCGAGGCCAAGCAGCAAGCAGACACAGUUCCGGUUCCUGACGCGGAAAUCGCAGUUGCUGCCGGGGCUACAAGUGCUUUCGGAAAGGAUGGAGGAUUGUACAGUGAGAAGUUGGACCUGAACGAAGGAAGGCUUGCGCAAUCCUUCAAGGAGCAGAGAGACUGGGUCAACACCAUAGAGAACUGGUCAGAGAUCAAAGAGAUCUCCUUCGUUGACGAAGAAGAUAAGAACGUGGUCUCCGUCUACAUGUCCUUGCCUGGGCUACACGAGAUCGCUUUGAACAAGGUCUGCGUUUGGAUGACGGCCACCACGCUCGAGGUUCGCGUUGUCGAGCUGCGGGGAUCGAACUGGUGCUAUGUGGCACAAGAGCUAUGGGGCCAGAUAGACCCGCAGCAGUCGACGUGGAAAGUGCGCAAGGACAAACUUUCCUUGAAGCUGCAGAAGCGCGCAAGCGCUCGUAGCUGGGAUCGCUGGGAGAAGAUACGCCGGAUCUGA